CUAGCUUCAGUGCAUAGGCGAGCUGCAGUCUGAGCAGGAAACUGCAUCUUCAGACUUUCUGCUCAGCCACGAGAGGAGCUAGGGUCACCGGACGCCCAAGACCCUUUCACACCGAUCAGACUCGCUGGGCCAACUCCCGACCAGUUUCCUCAGCCAUAACCUUACCUGUGAGCUCUGCACUUUCCCGGGUUCCAGUGGAUGCUCAAGCUGACGGCAGAGACUUAGGACUGCAUUGAGUGGGACACCGAGACCCUCACAGCUCUCCUCCCAUAUCAGCCUCUCCCGCAAGGGGACGAGCAUGGUGAUUGUACCUUGAAGAACUCUAGCUCUGGAUGUCUGAUACGAUGUUGGCUAUGAAGCUGUUCACUUGCUUCUUGCAAGUCCUGGCUGGGUUGGCUGUGCAUUCCCAGGGGACCCUGUCUGCCCCUGCCUCGAACAACUCAACAGAAGUGGAAGUGGUGCCCUUCAAUGAAGUGUGGGGCCGCAGCUACUGCCGGCCGAUGGAGAAGCUGGUGGAGAUUGUGGAUGAGUACCCUGAUGAGGUGGCACACAUGUUCAGCCCAUCCUGUGUCCCCCUGACUCGCUGUAGCGGCUGCUGUGGUGAUGAGAGUCUACAGUGUGUACCGCUGAAGACAGCCAACAUCACCAUGCAGAUCUUGAAGAUCUCUGCCAUUGGGGACCAACAUUCCUAUGUGGAGAUGACAUUCUCUCAGGAUGUACUCUGCGAAUGCAGGCCUAUUCCAGAGAAGACAAAGUCAGAAAGGAGGAAAAUCAAGGGGAAGAGGAAGAGAGAGAAGCAGAAGCCACAGACUGAGGAACCCCACCUGUACGGUGAUGCUGUUCCCCGGAGGUGACCAGCCCCUCAGAGGAGAGACCCCUCGCCCAGCUCAUAUAUUUAUUACCGUCACCCUCUCAAAUCCCUCCCUGCUGGUACCUACCCUCUAUUUAUUAGCCAUCUCGUCCCUGCUGAAUGACUUGCUCCCUCCAAGAUAAGGGGCAUAGAAGGACAGGACCCUCAGGAAUUCAGUGCCUUAAACAAAACGUGAGAGAAAGAAAGAAGCCAUCCACGGUUCCGUGGGUGCUUCGGCUUGGGAAGAAGCAAGACAUGGACAUGGCCUUGCAAGGGGUAAGCCAGGCCCCCGAGGCUCUGGUCUCCAGGGCACAUGAGAAGGAAAGAAAAGGCCCAGUACCUAUCCUGGUCCCUGGCUCCACAGAGACAAGCAGCUCUGGCCCUGGCUGCAUUGAAGAUAUGUAUCGGAGACCCAGCCAUGUCCUCUUGCUUCUGGAAUCAACUGUUUACCCUGAAGACCGGGAGAAGACAUCCAGCUCUGGAGAACAGAGCUUGCCUGUGGGCUUUGCCUUUCAGCCUUCACACUUCGCAAAGCACCACCACCUUGCCCCUGUCUGGGACACAGCUAGAGUGGCUUGGGGCUGAACAGAGAGCAGGCUGUAUGAGGGAUAAUAGCCCAAUAGGUUGGUGGACUUCCACAGCUGCAAGUCAGAGGCAUGUGUCCUACUGUUAUGGCUACGGAGCACAAGCAGAUUCCUGGAAGGCCCUUGCAGCCCACCAGUCGUCUCUUCCUGGACUGUCUAACUGCCAAGCCAGAUUCUCUUGAAUAAAACAUUCUAGUCUGGAACCAA
Molecule: messenger RNA, 1641 nt
Organism: Phodopus roborovskii (desert hamster)
Lineage: Eukaryota; Metazoa; Chordata; Mammalia; Rodentia; Cricetidae
Gene: Pgf
Product: placental growth factor
Exons: 7
Coding region: 333-854 (173 amino acids)
Biological process (GO): induction of positive chemotaxis; sprouting angiogenesis; positive regulation of mast cell chemotaxis
Cellular component (GO): membrane
Molecular function (GO): chemoattractant activity; vascular endothelial growth factor receptor binding; growth factor activity
Source: RefSeq, a predicted model, not a curated record